AUGUUACUUGCAGUAGAAGGGGGAGGGUUUUUUUCUUCAUCAGCUUCCGGAUACAGUAAAGGCCUAACCCUCCUAUUGUUAGGCCAAAAAAAUGAGGAGAAACCCAUGAGAGUGGCUCCGUGGACUCAGUACCAGUUGGUGGACCAAGAAACCGAUCCCGAUAUCCAGCUGGCGCCUGGCAAGAACUGCCUUGUCAGCGGGUGCUUCGGCCGAGCCUCCUCAAUUACCGGAACUGACGACUCAUGCCCGAAGAAAGUCGGACCGUCCCAGAACCAAGAAGUCCAGCGAGGACCUCAGAAGUUUGAUGAUGAUGAUGGCAAUAGAAAGAUAGGUAUAAGUCGCAAGAGUAGCUUGAAGAAAUCGGUAGACUUUGCUGAUGCUAUUGUUGAUGGGAGAGGCUUUGGAAUCUCAGGUGAAGGAGACAAUGAUGUAUCUUGUCAAAUAGAAAGGAGGAAAGUUCAGUGGACGGAUGCAAGUGGGGGAGAACUUUUCGAGAUUCGGGAGUUUGAGACGAGUGAAGAUGGAUCAGAUGAUGAAUUUGACCUUGAGAACGGGAAGACUUGUGCGUGCAGGAUAAUGCAAAAUCUUGGUCAUCUCCUAGCUCGAUUGUUGGAAGAUGGGAAAACAAAUUUGAGAGGU
Messenger RNA from Striga asiatica, 639 nucleotides. The record is from the annotation of a GenBank genome assembly. Lineage: Eukaryota; Viridiplantae; Streptophyta; Magnoliopsida; Lamiales; Orobanchaceae.